This is a messenger RNA of Thrips palmi, 664 nucleotides long. RefSeq names its product 60S ribosomal protein L14 (gene RpL14). Gene Ontology annotation, biological process: translation; ribosomal large subunit biogenesis. The transcript is spliced from 4 exons. The record is from RefSeq and is a predicted model, not a curated record. NCBI's taxonomy places the organism in Eukaryota, Metazoa, Arthropoda, Insecta, Thysanoptera, Thripidae. The coding region runs from base 142 to 627 and encodes 161 amino acids. Gene Ontology annotation, cellular component: cytosolic large ribosomal subunit; ribosome. Gene Ontology annotation, molecular function: structural constituent of ribosome; RNA binding.
GAUCUGUGCCGCUUCUCCCUUAAGAUUUUAAGUAUUUUCGGGAUUUGGAUGUUCAUCAGUUCAACCGUGUGUCGCCUUGCGUAGUGUUCGUGGCUUCAGGAAGUCAUUUCGUGUUGAAGUGUAUUAAGUAUCUCUACAGGGAUGCCCUUCCAGCGGUUCGUGGAGGUUGGCCGUGUGGCCUACGUGGCCUCCGGUCCACUCAAGGGGAAGCUUGUGGCCAUCGUCGACGUUAUCGACCAGACCAGAGUACUGAUCGACGGCCCCGAGACCGGCGUUCCUCGGCAACAGAUCAGGAUCAAUGAGAUCCAUCUCACCAAGUUCAAAGUUACUUUCCCCCACUCUGCCAGAACCAAGGUUGUGCGCAAAGCCUGGAUUGAUGGUGAGGUACAGAAGAAGUGGGAGGAGAGCAAGUGGUGCAAGCGUGCUGAGAACUCUGCCAAGAGGAGGGAAAUGAACGACUACGAUCGUUUCAAGUUGAGGGGGGCACGCCGACACAGGAAUUACCUUCGCACUACCGUCUAUCGCCGUGUCAUUAACAAGAACAUCAAGAGUGGAUGCUUCAGAAAGGUGCCCAUGAAGAAUUCUCCGCGGUUUGUGAAGAUCCGUAAAUUCCCUGUCAAGAAAUAAACUGAAGCAUUAAACUAAACUUUGUGCAUUUGUUUUC